AUGGAAGUCAAGAGAACCAGCCGAUUUGCAGACGGCACCCCGUUGCUCCGUCGGUUUACACCCUUCUCCAGUCUGGAUAAAAAACUCGUGCCCGCUGUGAUUUUCUAUAAUGGGCUAUUGGAUGGGUCGGACCCGGUGCACCGCUUGCUGCUGGUGGACAUCCAUUCGACGAUGCAGGCCACUGCACUCUGUAUGCUUGUCAGCAGCCGAUCUUCUGCCUCAUCUAGUCUAUUCUUGAUCCGGCUGACGAAGUUUGCGACCGCUACCACUGCCCACAGAGUCCCUACGACAUGGAAUAUCUUCAAUCAAUUCUACGGUGCCGCCUUCGUCUAUCCUCUCUACCUCCUGUUUGAGUCCGAGAGCCACGGUUUCGACACUCUAAGUCCGGUGGACAAUUCCCGGGUCUCUGCAGCCUUGCUGGUCAGCGCCCUUCUGGGCUCACUCCUGCCUUUCACUUUCUUAUUCCCCGCGUUUAUCCCCUGCAGCGUCGCACGAAAACAGCGGGCGAUCGCAUUGUACCGUUUCGCCCCCAUCGUCUUCACGUUACUGCAAUGGCUGGGGGAGCACAUCCCGCUUGAGACUCUCUUUACUGGUGUCCCCGACUCAGCACCUUAUGUUGCGGCCGGCCUAAGCUAUGCUAGUCUAUACUGA
Messenger RNA from Aspergillus udagawae, 651 nucleotides. RefSeq lists its product as uncharacterized. NCBI's taxonomy places the organism in Eukaryota, Fungi, Ascomycota, Eurotiomycetes, Eurotiales, Aspergillaceae. Bases 1 to 651 code for a protein of 216 amino acids. The record is from RefSeq and is a predicted model, not a curated record. The transcript is spliced from 2 exons.